Molecule: messenger RNA, 1737 nt
Organism: Verruconis gallopava
Lineage: Eukaryota; Fungi; Ascomycota; Dothideomycetes; Venturiales; Sympoventuriaceae
Exons: 1
Coding region: 468-1328 (286 amino acids)
Source: RefSeq, a predicted model, not a curated record
CAACCUGGACGCGAGCAACCGCCUCAGUGAUCACACCCACUCCUGUCCGCUGGUCUCUCCUCUCUCCAUUUCUUUCAUUGCUGCAUCUUUCUUCCCUCCCCUGCCCCACCUGACCCAGCCCGCUUUGAUCACGUCGCUGCUCUCUGCCUUGGACGUGGGGUUCCUACGCUCCGCACCCCCCUCCCCCCCCAAGAAGAUCCGGCGCUUGAUCUGCUUCCCCACGCAGGCUCUGCAUUAUUAGGAAUUCUUACCGCCUCCUGCACUUCUUCUAUUCUUUACUGCACGAGCCCAAAACCUUGCUGCACUUCUUGUGGUCAGGGCGUUUCACACGGCUUCCCCGCAAUCUCAACUCGAUCCCAAGCACUCGCAGCCUUUAGCCAUUCUCCUCGAUCUGGCCCACUUCUCCCCACGGAUGCUUUUUGACGACAUGAUGUCGACGUAGGGGAUCCCCCUUACGAGAUACGACCAUGUUCUUCUCUUCGUUUAACGAGCCUCUUUCGACUGUCUUCAAGUUCCAAUCUGCUCCUGCACCGCAAGGUCCGCUCCGAUUCAAGCGAAAAUCCCACAGACUGUCGCCUAAGCGAUCCCGCCCCGUUGCAGACGUUGAUGACCUCCUCUCCGAGUCCAAGAAGAAGCGUAGGCUGCGCCUCUUCUUGAUCACCUCGCGCCUCUCUCAGCCCUUCAGCACGCCGGCAACCCACAUCGUUGAUCCUGGCACGUCCAAGAUCGCCGUAUGGGCCAAGCAACGCAACCUGACCCAGCAGGUCCUUCGAAAGGCUGCCAUCAUGAAUCGUGUGCGCCGAAAGACGCUGGAGCGGAAGGACUCUGGUGUCUCGGUCGGUGAGGAUGAGAAGCGGGAGGUGAGGGAGGCGAUGAUGAGUGACAUGCCAGAUGCCAGAACCACGACCAACUGCUUAGGACCCAACGCUAUCCUUUCUCCAGAGAACGCGGGCUGUGUUCCUUCUUCGACAAGUACGUGCGUGCUUGGUCUCUCCAAUUACGAUGCUCUUGACGAGGAGGAUGACUGGUUCGAACGCUACCAUGGAGAAGAAGAGGGCGACCCAACCUCGUCGGCUCCGACGGAGAAGCAAGGCGCUAAGAAGGAAGAAAAGUCGUACUACAGUGACUGGAGCGCUUCUGCCAUCCAGACAAAGAACGAUUCUGAGAGCGACUCCGAGGAUGAUGAUCCGUUCCACUUCAACGUGCUUUCAUCAGAGCUUGUCAAGGAGAAAAGACCACCCAGCCCUCCUGAAGGUCGCAUUCUAGAGCUCAUCAAAGAGAAGGAGCGUCAGCGUGAGAUUACGGCUGGGUUUUUGCAUUUUGGGUAGUUUGGGUUGGUGUCUGGUGCUUCACAUUCACCUUCCGUGCGCGUCUCGUUUUCGGUAUCCUUCGGAGUUCCUUUUAUCCUCUCUUUGUUAAACAUUUCCUCGCUCAUAAACUGGUAACAUAGCAUUUGGCGACGGCGAAAUCCCUACCAGAGAAAAAAAAUUUUUUUUUUCCAUGUUUUAUUUCCUCGUACGAGCGGCAGAACAAACGCAUUUUCAUGGUAUGACACAAAAUGGAUAUGGACUGGAUAGCAUCAAAACUGGCGCGGAUCGUUGUGAGCUCCAAUAGCUAAGAAAUAUAAUGACAUGUAAUUAUCUUUGACUCCAAGGAACGACAGUUUCAAACGGAACAUGAAGUGAAGAAUUUUUCCAAUAGAAGGGUUUUGGAAGGUCGUUGAAAUAAAGAUAGCAG